Cuscuta campestris is the source of this 2055-nucleotide messenger RNA. The record is from the annotation of a GenBank genome assembly. NCBI's taxonomy places the organism in Eukaryota, Viridiplantae, Streptophyta, Magnoliopsida, Solanales, Convolvulaceae.
CAAGACGAGUUUUCUAGGGUAAGUUCAUGUAGAUCCGCUAAGGAAGCAUGGGAUCUCCUAGAAGCCACCCAUGAUGAAGACAAGGACACCAAAUUCAGGUAUGCUUUCUCUUGAGUUGUGAUGGGGAGGAAGAGUAGGAAAGAGCCCACACCCCCCAGCUCCCCCGAAGAAGAAGCUUCCGGAGUUGAAGGUGGAUGAUGAAGUCACUGCGGACAUUGUGGUUUAUGAGAACUCCUUUGAUGAUAAUGAAUUUGUUAAUGAUAUGAUUGAUUGUGAAAAUGCUAUUGCAAAGGAUGGGGAAGAUGAUACAUCAUCUGAUAACAAAUCGGUUACUCGUUCUAUUGAUGAAGAAGCUGUGGAGAAGGAUUUGAAGGACAAACUACUUGAACAUAACCAGGAAACCCCCAAGGUGUUUGAGAAAAUGCGUGAGCCACCUCGUAAAAAAACUUUUGCUGACUUCCUCAAGAAUAACAGGGGAGAGAAGCAAGGAAUGCAGCUCUUCAAAGUUGAUUUACCUAAUACUGAAGAGGUUUUCAUUCCAAAGGAAGCUAUCCUACCUGUUGAAGAUAUUUGGGGGUACUGCCUUGUGGGGUGCUUUGCAAGAAAAUUCCCUGGGCUCAAGGCUAUUCAGAAGAUGGUGAACACCUGGGGUGUUCCUUGUGAAAUCCUCCCACAUAAGAGGGGAUGGAUAGUCUUUAAAUUUUGGACGGAUGAACACAGGCAGGCAGUCAUGACCAAACCAGUAGAGGAGCUGACAAUUAACAGGAAAAAACUGAUGUUCAAGAUUCUAGAAAAGGACUUCAUGUGGAACUGCAAAUCUUUUGCUACUAUGCCAGUAUGGGUCAAAUUCCUGGAUGUUCCCAUGGGAUUCUGGAACCCUUUAGGCCUCUCCUUCCUUGCUUCCAAACUUGGAACACCUCUAUACUCUGAUGGAGUGACUUACACAUCUGCUUCCAGAUUUGACACUUCCAUGGAACCCAAUGCUGAUGGAGAUUAUAGGAAGGUGAACUACUGUAGAGUAAUGAUCAACAUGGACCUAUCUGUGAAACCUCCCUUGUGUGUUAAAGUUGCAUAUGAUGAGGGGAGCUUUACACAGAAGGUUGAAUAUGAGCAUAUGCCUGAGUACUGCUAUCAUUGUGAAGCGUUUGGUCACAACCCUUUUGAUUGCAAGGCACUGCAUGAAAUCCACAGAAGAUAAUUCUUGGAGAAGGAGAGAUUGGAGGAAUUAGCCAGACUUGAGGCUCUCAAAGAGGCCAAGAUAGCUGAAGCUAAAGCCAAGGGUACAAAUAAAACACAUAACCCCAAGAACACUAAGGAAACUGGGAAGAAGCCAGCUUCUAAAGUACCCUUGGUAAAUGAAACCCAACCACUAGAUGAGAACAAAGGAAAGAAAGUUGUGGAAGAUGAGAUACUCGAGAAAUCUAAGGAUGUUGAUGAACCAGCACCUUCUUUUGCUGUCAAAGACCCCAAUGAUGGUGACACUCUUGUUAGUACUGGGGUGGGAACCCUUACCAAUAUUCCAGCUAAGGAGUCACACCUUAAAGAGCCUCCAGACAUUGGGGAUAAGAGAGUGGAUAAGCCUGCUGUUAAUACUAAAAGCAGUGGCAGGGCUGGAGGGAAUCAGUACCAUGGAAACAACAAGGGGGGUGCCAACAAAGGUAGAGGGAGGGCCUUUGGGCCUAACCGCAGAUGAAGGUACUUUGCUGGAACAUUAGAGGCCUAAAUAGGGCCUCUAAAUAGCAUUUUUUGUGUAAAUACAUUCAUGAUCUUGGGGUCCAUUUUUGCUGCAUCCUUGAAACCAAGAUGACUAUGGCCAAAAUUAAACUUUUUGCUUACAAUAAACUUCCCAAUUGGAAUUUUGCUGAUAAUUUUGAUAUGACUGAGGGAGGGAGAAUGGCCAUCUUUUGGAAUUCUGAUUUUGUUAAUUGUAUUGUCAAGGCUACUACUGACCAGUUUAUUCACUGUGAGGCUCAAUGCUUGAUCACACAAAAAAGUUUUGCUAUUUCUUUUGUCUAUGCUUUGUAUAAUGUCAGUAUCUGGAGGAAUUUGUGGGAU